Messenger RNA from Telopea speciosissima, 489 nucleotides. RefSeq names its product 50S ribosomal protein L30. The transcript is spliced from 3 exons. Lineage: Eukaryota; Viridiplantae; Streptophyta; Magnoliopsida; Proteales; Proteaceae. Gene Ontology annotation, molecular function: structural constituent of ribosome. The coding region runs from base 61 to 375 and encodes 104 amino acids. Gene Ontology annotation, biological process: translation. Gene Ontology annotation, cellular component: mitochondrion; large ribosomal subunit. The record is from RefSeq and is a predicted model, not a curated record.
UUAGAGAAAGGGUCAUUUGUUAGAAGUGUUCUUGGAUACUUUAGUUGAAAGAGAGUGGACAUGGAUGCUUUCAAGGCUUUCAAAGCCUGUGUUCCAGUUGCAUGGAGCCCUAAUCUAUAUAUUACCUUGGUGAGGGGCAUCCCAGGCACCAGGAGGCUUCAUAGGCGCACCCUGGAGGCAUUGCGGCUCCGCAAAUGCAACAGAACUGUUGUGCAGCGGAAUACACCUUCUCUCAGGGGAAUGCUUCAACAGGUUAAGAGAUUGAUCGUGAUUGAAACAGAAGAGAUGUUUAAGGCUCGCAAGCAAAAAGAAGCAGCCCAUCGAGCUCUACGGCCUCCAUUGGUUGUGAACCAUUGCAUGCCUGAAUCUUCUUAGGAAUCAUGUGGUAUUCUUCACAGGGAUAUUCAGUUGUUUGGUGGAUUUGGUUUGCUGAACAAGACAGCUGGGAGAAGGCUAUUAUUUCAUCAGCUCUUGUUGGACAGUAUUGUU